AUGGCUCCUCAACAACACAAAGUUGCCAUCAUUGGCUCUGGCCCUGCAGGCCACACUGCUGCUGUUUACCUUGCUCGUGCCAACAUGGAGCCCAUUCUCUUUGAGGGUAUGAUGGCCAAUGGCUUCGCUCCUGGUGGUCAGCUUACCACCACUACCGAUGUCGAGAACUUCCCUGGUUUCCCCGAGGGCGUCCUUGGUGGUGAAUUGAUGGACAAGAUGCGUGCCCAAUCCGAGAAAUGCGGUACUAAGAUUGAGACCGAGACCAUUACCAAGCUUGACUUGUCGGCUCGUCCUUUCAAGAUCUGGCGUGAGGGAUCCGAGAACAAUGAGGAGCCCACUGAUAUUGCCCAAGCUGUUGUCUUUGCCACUGGUGCCUCUGCUCGUCGUAUGGACCUUCCUGGUGAGGACAAGUACUGGCAAAAUGGUAUCUCUGCUUGUGCUGUUUGUGAUGGUGCCGUUCCUAUCUUCCGCAACAAGCCUCUUGUUGUCGUUGGUGGUGGUGAUAGUGCUGCUGAGGAAGCUAUCUACCUUACCAAGUAUGGUUCCCAUGUCCACGUCCUUGUUCGUCGUGAUGUUCUUCGUGCUUCCAAGGUUAUGGCCAACCGCCUUCUCAAGCAUCCCAAGGUCACCGUUCACUUCAACACCGUCGCCACUGAAGCUAAGGGUGAUGGCAGCCUUUUGACUGCUGUUGCUACUCGUGAUACAAAGACUGGUGAGGCUGGUGAAAUCCCUGCUAGCGGUCUUUUCUACGCUAUUGGUCACGUGCCUGCUACUGAACUUGUCAAGGGCCAAGUUGAUCUUGAUGAAGAGGGCUAUGUUAAGACCGUCCCUGGUUCUUCUCAAACCAGCGUUCUUGGUUUCUAUGCCGCUGGUGAUGUUCAAGAUAAGCGUUACCGCCAAGCCAUUACCUCGGCCGGUUCCGGUUGUAUGGCUGCUUUGGAUGCUGAACGAUACCUUACCGAGCUUGAGGAAGAGGGUACUGCUCAAUAA
This is a messenger RNA of Lichtheimia ornata, 990 nucleotides long. Its product is annotated as thioredoxin-disulfide reductase. Gene Ontology annotation, cellular component: cytoplasm. The coding region runs from base 1 to 990 and encodes 329 amino acids. The transcript is spliced from 3 exons. The record is from RefSeq and is a predicted model, not a curated record. Gene Ontology annotation, molecular function: thioredoxin-disulfide reductase (NADPH) activity. NCBI's taxonomy places the organism in Eukaryota, Fungi, Mucoromycota, Mucoromycetes, Mucorales, Lichtheimiaceae. Gene Ontology annotation, biological process: removal of superoxide radicals.